Naumovozyma castellii is the source of this 222-nucleotide messenger RNA. It is a transcript of the gene SLO1, whose product is annotated as Slo1p. The transcript has a single exon. The coding region runs from base 1 to 222 and encodes 73 amino acids. Lineage: Eukaryota; Fungi; Ascomycota; Saccharomycetes; Saccharomycetales; Saccharomycetaceae. The record is from RefSeq and is a predicted model, not a curated record.
AUGCCAGAACAAACAGCUUCGAAGGUUACAUCUGAAGAAGAUGAAAACAGCAGUAAGAGUAAGUUAUUGCAGGAGACGAAGUUAUUAAGAGAUACAUUAGAUCUCCUUUGGAAUGAAACUUUAGAACAAAGGGCUGUUCGCGAUCAAUUACAACAGGAGAACGAAUACUUGAAGGACUAUAUUAGUAACCUCAUGACAUCAAGUAACGUUCUUGACAAAUAA